Molecule: messenger RNA, 4036 nt
Organism: Didymodactylos carnosus
Lineage: Eukaryota; Metazoa; Rotifera; Eurotatoria; Philodinida; Philodinidae
Source: the annotation of a GenBank genome assembly
AAAAGUGAAACUAUGAAAUGCGUGGUAGUGUGUAAAUUAUAGAGCUUUCCACGCCGUAUUUUUUGAUAUAAUUUGUUCUUUGAUACAACCUAUGAAGUAGUCGAAAAGUGAAAUUUAAAAGCGUGACGAUAUGAAAUAUUAAUAAUGCGGUAAACAAACGCAGUUUUGAUCGAAAUUUAUUAUUAUGAUACUAGUUGAACAAUGAUCAAAUAGUACAGAAACAUAGAGCAUCUUCUCCUCUAUCAACGCGUGAGAAAAGAAAAGUUGUUCAGGCAUUCUACUAAGGAAAUAAGAUACGGACGUCAUUAGUUUUGGUAUGCCCUAAGUAUCUUUUUGAGGAAGAAAACAAUUUUUUCUUCUUCUAAAGUACAUAUUACUGUUCUUUGACAAUCUACAUCAUUCUGUGAAAACAUCAUUGUAUUGUCAAAACAAAGUCUUCAACGUUAGUGCUUUAGCAGUGUCUGUUUUCCUUCUUUCGUGUAAUCGUGAUCGAUGGGUUUCGAAAGAAUUGCAUUUGCGUAUGCAAGGUGCAGUCGGACACAAAAAACGGAACGAAACGAAUCUAAUCAAUCCUGUACUAAGAAUUUCGAUAAGGGACGGCAUCUAGAAAAAGAUCUUCAGUAGUCUGAGUUUCCAUUUAAGUUAGGUGAAGCACUCACAGUUUUUCUUACAUUGUAGAAGGAAGAAUGCUGAUAGUUAUCGUGAUCGUACAGCAUAUUUAGGAAGCGUUUCAAAAUGUAUUCCGGUCGGUGGGUCGCUAUUUCUCUAUUCUCCGACUAUUUCUCUAUUAUUCCUCUGUCAUUCCGCUAUUCCGCUCGUCCUCUAUUCCCCAAUUAUUCCUCUAUUAUAGAACAUUUGAUUGUAUACUAGUUUUGCUGUAUAUAGUUUAUAUACAUCGAACUUGACUUUCUUUUUUAAUUGUUUCUACUUCUUCAAAAACAAUUAACCGCUAUGUAUCCAAAGAUUAUUCAUUUAACAAGCUAUCAAUAACGUAUUUCAAGCAAAAAAAGAACAUCUCUUUUAGUCCAACGUUUUUCUUUUCUUUUCGUCCAUUUUUAUUCUAUGAUGAUGUUCUGUUUAAGGAUUCCUCUCAGGAGAUGUAGUCCUUAGGACGAUUUCACUUGUUUGGUCUUCUUUUCUCGUUUCUUUUUUUUUAUUUCUUUAAAUAAAAAGCUUAAACUAACAUGUCUUUUACAGUUCAUUCUACUUUCAUACUAUUUAGGCCUGUUUAGGAUACAACACUUUUCUUAAUAUAAGGAAGAAACUAUAGUAUCAAGUGUUUUUCUUUUUAAAAGUAAAGAUUUAGACAAAACGACUCUAAAGAUCUAAAAGUUAGAGUAAAACAGAAGAACUUCAAUUUAAUAAUAUAGUAUGCAAUCGACAACACUUUUUAUUUAUAAUAUCUUUGAAUGUUUUAAUAUUCUUCUAGUAAUACUUUUAUUAAAUUUUGUCCUUGUUCGACUACAUCGUUUAUUUAGUAAUUCUUUAUAUUGAUUAGGAGCAUAUCAAAAUUUAAAUUCUAAUUUAUUUUAUUUAUUUUGUUUCAUUCGGUUUCUUUGGUUGUAUCGUUGAUACGUGCAUCGGCAUAUAUAUACUUCCAAUGUGUUCGUUUUUUUAACAGACAUCUUUAUAAGAACAGACAUUUUUCUGUUUAAAGAAUAAAAUCAAAAAGUAACAAAUUUUAUAUUUUCAUCAAAUGUUCAUCUUUUUUAUAUUCAAGGAGGCGAGUGCUCACUGUAAACUUAUUUCGUAUUGCACCAACUUCGCGAACUAACAUUACACUAAUUAGAGUAGACCCAUUUUCAUCUUUUAUACUAGUUUAAAGUGCACGAGUUGUACACUAUGCUGGUCUAUUUUUUAGAAAAGGACCCAUUUUAGUCUUUGAGAAAUAUGACUGUGAAUAUGGUUAGCUAUUGUUUAAAAAAGCAAGUUUUUCCCUGCGCGACUUUCAGAGACUUGUUUUGCUUGUCUCAAAACUAGAUACAAUUAGAAAAGAAAAUCAAGUUCGAUGUAUUUAAACUAUAUACAGCAAAAUUAGUGUACAAUCAAAUGUUCUAUAAUAGAGGAAUAAUUGGGGAAUAGAGGAAUGACAGAGGAAAUAGUCGAGAGAAAUAGUCGGGAAAUAGAGGAAUAGCGAGAAAUAGUCGGGGAAUAGAGGAAUAGCGACUCACCGACCGGAAUACAUUUUGAAACGUUCCCUUAGUCAAAGUCAUCUGAAGAUGAUGUGUGAUACAUCGCUAAAGCUAGUUUUUAUUGUCUCAAGCAGAGCAGAAAGAAACUUCAGUCUGUGAAAUAUUCGUCAUAUGUGAACCGAAAUAAAUUCUCGAGGGUGGGCAUGUGUCCCAUUUGCCCUGCUCACCUUCUGAAUACUAGUCCGAUAUAGUCUCGGAAAGAUAGUGAAUCUAGAUGCGUGAAAGAGGAGGCUUUAAUUUUAUACUGGCUCCUAUUUUCUGAUAUUCGCAGGAAAUGGAUUUGCUUCAAAGCACAUGGUCGGAGCUGCAACUUAGACCGCUAGGGCUACACUAAGUCUUCUAACAAUGUUUGUAAUAUACGAUAUUUCAUUCUAUUUAUCGCAUUGUUUUUUCUUUCCAAGUUCCGUUUUGCAAAUCAUUUGGAUAAAUUUUUGAUUAUACUGGGCAUAUAUGUAGCAAUUUUGGAUGGUAUUGGAUAUGCAUUACUUUUACUAACAUUCGGUUAUUUAGCCGAUGUAUUUGUCCAUCAAACAAUUAGUUUUUGCGAUUUCGAUUUGGUUAAAUUAAAUAGAACUUGUCCGUAUGGUUUGACAUUAAAUAAAUAUAACUUUAAUCGUUAUUACAAAUUAUGUUAUAUAGAUCUACGAGUCACUAAUUUGCCGUUAUCAAAAGACUUGAAUAAAGAAAUACGACCAAUACUAUUAGCUUUGUUAGGUAUUGGUUGUGUUCUAUUUAUACUUUCUUAUUUAAGACAUUUAGCGUUAUCAUUAUCAUGUGAAAGACAAAUAUUUAAAAUACGUGAAAAAUUAUUUCGCAGUAUUUUACAUAAAAAAAUUGCUUAUUUUGACAUGAAUAAAAGUGGAGAAUUUUAUACUUUAUUAUCAAACAAUGUUGAUAAAAUUCAUGAUGGGAUUGGAGAUAAAUUAGGAUUUAUAGUAUCUGGAGUAACAAUGCCAAUAGCUGGAUGUAUUAUAGCAUUAAUUAAAAGUUGGCAAUUAACAGUUAUUCUUUUGAGCAUCGUACCACUUUUAGUUGCAAUGCUAUGGGUUCUUAAAAUAUCACCUGAAGACAGUUCUGAUGUCGAUCUGCCUGAAGAAAAUAAGCAAUUGCAUUUAAAUGGUUCUAUAAAAUUUGAAUCUGUUCAUUUUGUUUAUCCGUCAAGAACAGACGAAAAAGUUCUCCAUGGAAUUAACUUUACUGCUGAGCAAGGUCAAACCAUAGCUCUUUGUGGCAGUAGUGGAUCGGGUAAAAGCACAAUUAUACAAUUAUUAUUAAAGUUUUACGAGCCAACAGAAGGCAAAAUUCUAAUAGAUGGACGUUCGAUCGAUGCAUACGACACAAGCUUGUUAAGGAAAAGUAUUGGUGUUGUCAGCCAAGAACCGAUUUUAUUUGGUACAACAAUUUAUCAGAAUAUUAAAUACGGUAAUGGAAAUUUAACAAGAGAACAAAUAGAAGAAGCAGCCAAAAACGCAAAUGCCCAUGAUUUCAUUAUGGAUUUGCCCGAUAAAUAUGAUACGGUCGUUGGUGAGGGUGGCGUUCAUUUGAGUGGAGGAGAAAAACAACGUAUUUGCAUUGCAAGAGCUAUUGUUGGAAAUCCAAAAAUUUUAUUACUGGAUGAAGCUACAAGUGCUUUAGAUAAUAUGAGCGAAUUGUUUGUACAAAAUGCUUUGGAACGUGUAUCCAAAGGUGUAGUUGUUGAAGAAGGCAAUCAGGAAACAUUAAUGGCAAAUGAACAAGGAGAAUUUCAUGAACUGAUUCGAGCACAGAAUUUAUUUAUUAAUGAGGAGGAUGAUAUCAUUGAUGAGAACACUACUGUGGAUGUCAACAGCAGAGGUUCUUAUUGA